AUGCGAUUAUACGAUGCGCCUAUAUUAAGAAGAUUGCGUAUUGAACUCGGUUCACAAUGUCCCGUUGACGUUGACGUUGUAAACUGGGUUGCAAAAGCAAUUGAUUGCUGCGUACGUAACCUAAAAUUCAAGCUCCGGUGGAAAAGCGAGCCGAUCAGAAUGCCACAAAGCCUUUACACAUGCAAAACGCUUGCGAGAUUGAGCCUCACCGACAAAAUUCUAGUGGAUGUUCCUUUUCCGGUUUCUCUCCCAUCACUUACACGACUUGAUCUUAGACGUGUUGUGUACAAAGACGAAGAAUCUCAUGUUAGGCUUUUAUCAGGUUGCCCCGUUCUCACGCAUUUGACAGUGGUUCGGCAUCAUGAUGAUGAUAAUGUGAGAAAGUUUAGUGUGAAAGUGCCUUCUUUACUGAAUUUAAGGUAUACAUUUUUUCAAGUGAAGGAGGAUGAUACUCCAAGGUCUCUUGUUAUAGACACUCCUGCUUUAAAGUAUUUAGACAUCAUUCAUAUUAAGGGAGGCUCUUGCUCCAUGGAGUAUAUGCCCCAUCUCGUGUAUGCAUACAUUUGUGUUAGGUUUUAUCCUGACGACAAUUUGCUGCGCUCUCUUUCUUCGAUCAAGUAUCUCCAGCUACAUCUGCCACGUACAAUGGUUCCAUGGUGCGGAGUUAACUAUUCUCGGCUUAUUGAGUGUCGAAUACGUUAUUAUCACCCAGACGAGUGUGAAUCACUUGUGCUUUUGCUCUCCAACUGUCCUCAGCUAAAAGUCUUUACGGUCGAGUCCAUGAUUGAGAUUGAUCGGUCAAGGAAUCAUGUUCCAGUUCCGUGGAACCAGCCGAGUUCUGUUCCCAAGUGCUUAUCGUCUCACCUCAAGAUCUUUAGAUGGACAGGAUAUGCAGGAAGAGAAGACGAGAAAGAAUUCAUAAGGUACAUUGUGGAACACUCCAAGUGUUUAGUUAGGGCAAAAGUUUAUUUGAAUUUAUCAUGCAAUCCUGAAGAGAAACAGAAGAUGGUUGAGGAGUUGAAAUCUAUGCCUAAGGUUUUAACCAUUGUUUUGUAA
Molecule: messenger RNA, 1056 nt
Organism: Microthlaspi erraticum
Lineage: Eukaryota; Viridiplantae; Streptophyta; Magnoliopsida; Brassicales; Brassicaceae
Source: the annotation of a GenBank genome assembly